Exophiala oligosperma is the source of this 606-nucleotide messenger RNA. RefSeq names its product GTP-binding protein ypt1. The transcript is spliced from 5 exons. The coding region runs from base 1 to 606 and encodes 201 amino acids. NCBI's taxonomy places the organism in Eukaryota, Fungi, Ascomycota, Eurotiomycetes, Chaetothyriales, Herpotrichiellaceae. The record is from RefSeq and is a predicted model, not a curated record. Gene Ontology annotation, molecular function: GTP binding; GTPase activity.
AUGAAUCCGGAAUACGAUUACCUCUUCAAGCUCCUCCUCAUCGGAGACUCCGGUGUGGGAAAGUCAUGCUUGCUAUUGCGAUUCGCCGAUGACACAUACACUGAAUCCUACAUCUCGACUAUUGGGGUUGAUUUCAAAAUCCGAACAAUUGAACUCGAUGGAAAGACUGUCAAGCUCCAGAUUUGGGAUACCGCCGGCCAAGAGCGAUUCCGAACGAUCACCUCAUCGUACUACCGUGGCGCCCACGGUAUCUGCGUGGUCUACGACGUGACUGACAUGGAUUCGUUUAACAACGUAAAGCAAUGGCUGCAAGAAAUCGAUCGGUACGCUACUGAGGGCGUCAACAAGUUGCUCGUAGGCAACAAGAGCGAUAUGGCGGACAAGAAGGUUGUGGAUUACACAAUGGCAAAGGAAUUCGCAGACAGCCUGGGCAUCCCGUUCCUUGAGACCUCGGCCAAGAACGCUUCCAAUGUCGAACAAGCGUUCUUGACCAUGGCUCGCCAGAUCAAGGAACGCAUGGGAACCCAUACUGCCAAGGACAAACCCACGGUCCAAGUCAGUCAGGGCCAAGGUGUUCAGUCUGGCUCGGCUGGUGGUUGCUGCUAA